Molecule: messenger RNA, 1600 nt
Organism: Telopea speciosissima
Lineage: Eukaryota; Viridiplantae; Streptophyta; Magnoliopsida; Proteales; Proteaceae
Product: dihydroorotate dehydrogenase (quinone), mitochondrial
Exons: 11
Coding region: 27-1394 (455 amino acids)
Biological process (GO): 'de novo' pyrimidine nucleobase biosynthetic process; pyrimidine ribonucleotide biosynthetic process
Cellular component (GO): mitochondrial inner membrane; cytoplasm
Molecular function (GO): dihydroorotate dehydrogenase activity
Source: RefSeq, a predicted model, not a curated record
GAAUUUUAGAGAGGGAGGGCGCUUCCAUGGCCGCAAGGGCUUCCAGGAAUUUUUUUAGGGAGGCUUUGUACAGGAAAGCAAAUUUUAAAGCUUUUGGUGCCUCCAGACAUUUGAGUUCGGUAGCUGAGACUACUCCAAAGAUCCCUCAGCCUUCUAAGAAAGGGAGGUUAUUGACUGGGGCCACGAUAGGCCUAUUAAUAGCUGGGGGAGCUUAUGUGAGUACUGCAGAUGAGGCAACUUUCUGUGGUUGGCUAUUUUCAGCUACAAAACUUGUGAAUCCAUUAUUUGCCUUUCUGGAUCCAGAGGUUGCUCAUCGUCUAGCAGUCUCUGCAGCAGCCCGUGGUUUGGUUCCAAAGGAGAAAAGGCCAGAUCCAUCGAUAUUGGGGCUGGAAGUUUGGGGACGGAAAAUUUCAAAUCCAAUAGGUCUUGCUGCUGGUUUUGAUAAAAAUGCUGAGGCUGUCGAAGGAUUAUUAGGGUUAGGUUUUGGGUUUGUAGAGGUGGGCUCAGUAACUCCUGUUCCACAAGAGGGUAAUCCAAAGCCUCGUAUCUUCAGAUUGCCGCAGGAGGGUGCUAUCAUAAACCGAUGUGGCUUUAAUAGUGAAGGAAUCGUGGCUGUUGCAAAACGUUUGGGUGCCCAGCAUGGUAAGAGAAAGCUGGCUGAAAUAUCAAGCACUUCGAUCUCAUCCAAUGAUGAAGUCCAACCUGGAGGAAAAGCAGGCCCUGGAAUUCUUGGGGUUAAUCUUGGCAAGAAUAAGACAAGUGAAGAUGCCGCUGCUGACUAUGUUCAAGGGGUUCAUACAUUGUCCCAGUAUGCUGAUUACCUGGUUAUAAACGUUUCGUCACCAAACACUCCUGGACUGCGUAAACUUCAGGGGAGAAAACAACUGAAGGACCUUAUUAAGAAGGUACAAGCUGCUCGUGAUGAGAUGCAAUGGGGUGAAGAGGGUCCUCCACCAUUGCUUGUGAAAAUUGCUCCAGACUUGUCUAAAGAAGACCUUGAAGAUAUUGCAGCGGUUGCUCUUACUCUCCGCUUGGAUGGAUUGAUAAUAUCAAAUACAACCAUUUCAAGACCUGAUCCUGUAAGUAAGAACCCGGUGGCUGAAGAGUCUGGUGGCUUAAGCGGGAAGCCUCUUUUUAAUCUAUCCACCAACAUCUUGAAGGAGAUGUACCUUUUGACGAGGGGAAAGAUCCCCCUUAUUGGUUGCGGGGGUAUUAGCAGCGGGGAGGAUGCGUACAAGAAGAUACGAGCAGGAGCAACCCUUGUUCAGCUUUACACAGCCUUUGCCUAUGAAGGGCCUAUUCUCCUUCCCCAGAUGAAGGCUGAGCUAGCACAGUGCUUAGAAAGAGAUGGUUUCAAGUCCGCAAGUGAAGCUGUUGGUGCAGAUUACAGAUAGCUUUAUCCUGAUGCUGUAUAUUAACUGCAGAGGAACCCAGUCUACCUCCUUAAAACCGAGAGGCAUGCAUACUUACGAUUGGAGCUUUGGUCUUUGCUUAUUAUCAUAUCAAUUCUUUUCUCCCUUAUUGUGAAAUGUUAAAUAAAAUUAUCCCUCAGUUUUCUGUUCUUUGGUUUGGAUAUCUAAUUUAUUUGUGAUUUCAGGGA